Messenger RNA from Pristis pectinata (smalltooth sawfish), 3009 nucleotides. It is a transcript of the gene mffa, whose product is annotated as mitochondrial fission factor a. Gene Ontology annotation, cellular component: mitochondrial outer membrane; peroxisome. The coding region runs from base 634 to 1557 and encodes 307 amino acids. Lineage: Eukaryota; Metazoa; Chordata; Chondrichthyes; Rhinopristiformes; Pristidae. Gene Ontology annotation, biological process: positive regulation of mitochondrial fission. The record is from RefSeq and is a predicted model, not a curated record. The transcript is spliced from 8 exons.
UGUCCUGCUGAGUUCCUUCAGCAUCUUGCUUUUUUUAAAUCUAGAUUCCAGCAUCUGCAAUCCUUUAUUUCUCAAGUAUUGAUAUCACUUUAACAGUGUCACCCAAUCAUGCUGAGAUAUUAUGCUAUUAAAGUAAGCUUUAACCUCUAUUAGAUACAAUUUAAUCUACACUUGACAAUAGUGUGAACAGUUGCAAGAAUUCUUCAUCAGUGAGCCAACCAAGUUGCAGCCUCCAACUACACCCAUUGACAACUAAACACCGCGCAUGCGCAUGGGCCUCUCCGGAGCCCUGGUCCUUUCACACAUGCGCAGUCGUACGGCAUGGGGGGAGGGGGAAGUCUCCCAAGACCAUUGCUGAGCAUGCGCGGCCACCGCUACGGGGGCCUGUUGAGACCAGUUCGCUCGAUCGCUUCGACUUCCCGGUAUUUUGGCGUCAACCGCCUCGAAAUGACUUCUGCUGUGUGAGGAGCGGCUGCAGGCCCUGGUGAUUCGGCGAGGGGUGGUCGGACCCAGGAUCAAAAUAAAAUCCAUCCCCUGGCGGUUGAGAAGCCGUUGUGGCCUGCUGCCGAGAACGAGCCGUUGGCCUUUCCCCCUGCCUGGAGCCGCCGCCUCCGGUGUGUCGAGCGAAGUAUCAUGAAUGUAGCAGCAUUUCCUUCUCCCACCAGUGACAUGGCUGAAAUUAACCGUAUGCAGUAUGAGAUGGAGUACACAGAGGGCAUCAGUCAGCGAAUGCGAGUGCCUGAGAAGCUUCAGGUUGCACCAGAGACUGCCGAGGACAGGUGGGCUAAAGGAGACUUUCAGAGCACUACAACUGUAAUGGAGGUGCCAGAGAGGAUCUUCAUAGCAGGUGACCAUAACAAUUCCAGACCAAGGGAUCUGGAUCUUAUGACAUCAACUCCUACAGAACCCUUGGCAUUGAAAACACCUCCACGUGUACUCACCCUAAAUGAGCAACCUUUAGAUUUCUUGGACCUAGAGCAGCCUAUUGUCCCAACUCCACAGACUGAGGAAGGUCGCUCGCAUGCUCGUGUACGGAGGGAGCGUUCGAUGAGUGAAAAUGCUGCCCGACCAAAUGGGCAGCUUGUCCGAACAGAAUCAAUUGUGACACCAGCCCCCCAACCUCAGCCUCAGCCUCAGCCUCGUCUUUAUCCUCCACUCAUCUCCUCUGAAGACGGACCAAACGCAUACUCUCCUCAUGGCAUUUUGUCAGUAAUCCACUCUACCACCCGUAGGGCCUACCAGCAAGUCAUGGACAUGCUAGAUGAAAAUCGCAGAAGAACAGUACUUCGUGGAGGGUCAACUUGUGCUUCUUCAUCUAACCCUCUGCUUGACAGUUCCAGAUAUAGCCUUUCCAGCUGUGAACCUACAUUGGAAGGAACACAAGAUGAUGUGGCCCUUGUGGAUUCUGUUUCCUUACGAAGACAGAUAAUUAAACUGAAUCGUCGGCUCCAGCUUCUAGAGGAAGAAAACCGAGAACGUACUCGCCGUGAAAUCAUUGUGUACUCAAUCACUGUGGGAUUCUGGUUGAUCAAUAGCUGGCUCUGGUUCCGGCGCUGAGCGAGUACUGCAUCAAUCAGAUCUUGUGCUAAGUGAACAACAGUUUUCUCAAAAACAGUUUUCUCAAAAACAGUUGGUGACACAAAGGGUCAGAGAUUGUUUUUGCCUCUUCUGUACCAUAUAGACUUUCUCCAGGUUCUUGCACUGAUUGCUCAUUCCUUAUAACACGGGGAAAAGAAUCAUGUGGACAAAAGAAUAUAUUGUUGCCUCAAAUUUAAAUAUUUAUUAUCUCACUUUAUUAAAACUCAUUUUGCAUGUCUGUAAUUAGGGAAUGUGUAGCUUUCAGGAUUUUUUUUUUAAACAUGUAAUUGAACCUGAUGUGUAAGUGACAGUAUAAGUCCAGGGGAGCAUUACAAAACAGAACAUGGAAUAAAGCUCAAGGUGCAUUUUUUUUUUAACUUUUACUUUCUGAUGAGAAAGGUUAAAUUUAAAGAUUUUGCAAGAGCUACAUAUGACAUAAUGUCCGAGGAUCAUAUUUUCCUUCUAUUUCAUUGUGAAAUGAAGUUGACUUUUGGGUUAUGGGUCCUUCAUGUUUUCUGCAUUGACUUUGAAAGGAAUAAAUGUGAGUCAAGGCAAUAAAACUUUCAAGUGUGCAUCAGAAAUGUAUCCCACUUUCAUUGAUCUUUAUUUUGAAUGUCACCAUGUGCUGUGGUCAUAUUUUUAAAAAAUACGACUGAUUGCUGCAGUGUUAUAGUAAUUGAACAGAAAAAAUUCCCAAAAAAAAUUUGUUCUGAGAAUGUAUGGACUUGGGUGGAAAGAGGAAUAUGUUUUCUAUGAAUGCUGAAAGAGAAUAGUCAUUGUGUAGCCUUGACCUAAAAUAUUCCAUUAAUUUUUGGAUCAAACAAGUGUUUACAGUGUAUUUUUUGAUCUUGACCUGCUGAUGUACAAAUUUACAAUUUUGACCUUGUACUGAAGACAUUUAUUGAAGGAGCAUUGAAUGCAAAUGUAACAUUGAAGAAAUUGUACUUACAAAUUUAUGUCGUAUAAAUCUUUUAUGUGGCAGACUUUUUUCCUAUUGUACCUUUGUAGGUGAACAGGUUUGCAGAGGGUUACCAGAAGUACAACUAUGUGUGUGUAUAUAUAAUUGACUACAUGCAAUGUGGCUGUAAGGAAAAUUAAAUUUGCGUAUUGUGUUUUCUUCUUCCACCUGGCCUAUGUGACAUUUGCAAUUUUUUUUAUUGUUUAUAUUUGUUGCCCCAAGGAAGAGGACAUAAUCAUAUGACUAGAAAUCCAGAGACCUGAAUCUGUACUCCAGGAAGUAUGAGUUUAUAUCUCCCAUGGAAAUUUGAGAAUUUAAAAUGAAAGAAGAAGUUACCUUCAGUCUACCAUGGCCAUAAAGCCAAACAGCAUUAGUUGCAUUGUUUAGAGAAAGGAAUCUGUCCUAUAAUGUUGAGACUUGUUAAAUAAUAUGUGCAGUGCCUGAGAACAUAUUAAAGGUAUGAUAAAAAUGGA